AUGGAAGACAGCUGGGUGACUUCUGCUUCAUCUGCUGGACGGAGGAUAGCGUUCUUUGGGGACGAUACAUGGCUUCGGCUUUUCCCAAAUGCGUUUGUCGAAGCAGAAGGGCACUCUCUUGGUGGUCAAUCGCCAGAGAUUAGGCGAAAGCUUAAAGAGAUGGACGACAUUGCUCGACGAAUAUUCGACGUCGUUUCGGCUCAAUCGCCUCUUCUUUUGGUAGCAGUCGGCGACCACGGCAUGACAAACGCCGGCUCUCAUGGUGGAGGAAGCGAAGCUGAAACGAGAGUCCCAAUGGUAUUCGUGCACUCCAAGGCAAGCAUUACUCAGCCUGGAGAUGUAAACGGUGCGUUUUUGCCGGAAGAAUCUACCAGUAGUAUUUCAAAUUGA
Ostertagia ostertagi is the source of this 390-nucleotide messenger RNA. The record is from the annotation of a GenBank genome assembly. Lineage: Eukaryota; Metazoa; Nematoda; Chromadorea; Rhabditida; Trichostrongylidae.